UUCUCCUCUCUAUCCAUCUUAAAACUUCCGUUGCAUUCCACGUGUUCAAGAAUUUCCAUGGAGUCGCGAGUGCCACGUCAUCACGACGACCCCCACGGCGAACAUCUCCCCGCCACCGCAGGGUUGCCGGCAGCUACAGAAGGUGGACAUGAAGAGCACCACCAUGAGAAGCCAUCUGUGAUGCAGAAGGUGAAGGCAAGAGCGAAGAUGAUUAAAGAGACGAUUAAAAAGCAUGGGCAUGGCCACGAUCAGGAUGAUCAUCAGAGUCACGAGGAGGAAGAGGAAGAAGAUGACGAAGAGAAAAUGGUUCAAGACCCAGAAGUCCACGGUUCGCCAAUGUACGAAUCGGCUACCGUUAGGAGCGGCGCUGCCACGCAGCAACCGGCGGUCGUUAACUUGGAAGAACCGACGAUGAUGGCGGAGGAUCGUUACGAUACUAACCUGACAGAGCCAGCAGCCAGGCCUCUUACGUCGCGGCUGGAAGAACAUUCCGGACAAGAAAAGGUCGAAUUGGGAAGGUCAAUCCCUGGGGGACUAGAAGAGGAUCCUCAAGAGCCGAUUAACCCAACGGAGCCGUCCAAUUAUCAGAGCAAAGCCACCGAUCCAACUGGCGACGGUGGUGAAGCAGGAAUUUCUCCUCCAAUUCUUCAAGCUCUCGAUAAAAUGUCCGUCUCCGACGAACCGGAAUCGAAACCAAAGCCAGAUGUAUACACCGGAAGCCACGACCAGUUCUCACCGGAGCCGCUUCCGCCUUCCGCCGCCGUAAACCCAGCAGACACAGGUUCGGCCUUGAAAAGCUUCGAUUCCAGCAAACCCGAGGAUGCCGGCGUCCCGUUUACCAAACGCCCCUCGGACCAGAGCAGCUACACCGGCAUGGUCUCCUCGGUGACGUCCACAAUCGCCGAUAAAGCAGCCGCUGCUAAAAACGUCGUCGCUUCGAAGCUGGGAUAUGGACGAAAUGAGGCGAAAGAGGAGAGCGGUAAGCCGACGUCGUCUGUGGCGGAGAAGCUGGCGCCGGAGUACGAGAAGGCGGCGAAUGUGGGGAGCUCGGUGGCGGCGAAAGUGCCGGGUAGAGAAACGGGAGACCAGAGGGGCGGAGAGAAAGGGGCGUCGGUGAAGGAGUAUUUGGCGGAGAAGUUGAGGCCGGGCGACGAAGACAAGGCCCUCUCGGAGGCGAUAUCGUCGGCUCUGCACAAGCCGAAACAAGAGCAGCAGAAGGCUGCUACGGCUGCAGAGGAGGAGGAGAAGCCGGUUGCGAAAGUGACGACGUCGGAGGGGUUGGAGCGGCGGUUGGGUAGCCAAAAUGAGGACCUGAACAAGGAGGCGGCGGCGGCGGAGGAGAAGCCGGUUGCGAAAGUGACGGCGUCGGAGGGGCUGAAGCGGCGGUUGGGUAGCCAAAAUGAGGACCUGAACAAGGAGGCGGCGGAGGAGGAGAAGAAGCCGGUUGCGAAAGUGACGGCGUCGGAGGGGCUGGACAAGGAGCGCGGAGCUGGUGGCGCCGGCGGCAUGGCCAUGGUGGGCAAGGUGAAAGGAGUUGUCGGGUCAUGGUUUGGGAUGGGCUCUGGAGAUCAGUCGCAAAAUUCCCAACAGUCUCAGGGAACAACACAUGUUUCAGGUUCCGCCGGCGGAGAAGACGAUGGCGAGCAGCAGCAGCGGAGGCUUAAGGAAUCGGCGAAUUGAUGAGGACGUCGCCGGCGGGCCUUUUGGAGACGGGAGUGUUGUGUGUGCCCUUUAAUUAGUGUGUGCUUGAGUUGUGAUAUUUGUUUGAUUGGAGAUGGAUGAUAUUUGUUUUGAUUUUUUUUUGGUAAUGGAAAUAUUGUUUAUUGGAAA
Diospyros lotus (date-plum) is the source of this 1830-nucleotide messenger RNA. RefSeq names its product low-temperature-induced 65 kDa protein-like. Bases 58 to 1680 code for a protein of 540 amino acids. The transcript is spliced from 5 exons. Lineage: Eukaryota; Viridiplantae; Streptophyta; Magnoliopsida; Ericales; Ebenaceae. Gene Ontology annotation, biological process: response to stress; response to abscisic acid. The record is from RefSeq and is a predicted model, not a curated record.